This is a messenger RNA of Paramecium primaurelia, 2699 nucleotides long. Lineage: Eukaryota; Ciliophora; Oligohymenophorea; Peniculida; Parameciidae. The record is from the annotation of a GenBank genome assembly.
AUGUAAUUAUUAACAUCUUUAACAAUCAAUACAGAUAAUAAAAGUACUUAGGCUAAAUCAACUAAAAAUUAGAAUACACAAACAUUCAAAGUUCAUUUCUAUCCGAAAUAAUAUAUAAUAGAGACAAAUCAAAAAACAAUAACAAUUGAUAAACAUUUGAUUAUUGAUAGAGAUAAUGGAAAUCUUUAUGAAAAAGGUAAUUUAUGAAUAUAUGUAAGAUGGACCACCACCAUAAAGUGAACAUCAAUAAAUGGCUUUUUCUGCCUUUUUAGGUACAAUUUACAUAUUAGAUAAACCUUUUUUAUUAUUGGUAGAUGAGGCUGAAUUAGUUUGUACAAUAGAUGAAUAAGAUAUAUUUUAGAUUUCAACAGUUGCCUUUUUACCAUAUGAAUCAAAUGAAAAAAUAAUGUAAUCUACAAAAGCUAAUGAAAUUUUAAAAAUGAUAGGAUAAUUAAGAAAAUUAUUGAUUGUAGGUUUUUAUUUUUCUUAUGGAUAUGAUUUGACAUUAUCAAAAGUAAAAUAAAAGAUAGAAGAGAAAACAGAAGAGAAAUUUUUAUGGAAUCUGAAUUUAAUUAGAAAUCAUCUUAAAUAAUAAAUUGAUAGGAAAUGGUUAACAAAUAUAAUAUAAGGUUUCAUUAAUUAUUUUUAUUUGUAUAUUAAUGGUAAGAAAUUAGACUUUUAUUUAAUGAGUAGAAGAUCAUGUAAAAGAGCAGGUACAAGAUAUAAUGCAAGAGGUAUAGAUGAUGAUGGAAAUGUUGCUAAUUUUGUAGAAACAGAAUAGAUUAUAUAUUAUAAUAAUCAUUGUUGUUCUCAUCUUUAAGUAAGAGGUAGUGUACCUAUAUUUUGGAAUUAAAGAGGAUUAAUGACAGAAACAAAAUUAAUGAGAUCUGCAGAAUUAACUAAAAAUGCAUUUAAAAAACAUUUUAAAACUCUAUUAGAAGAUUAUUCAAGAGUUAUAUGUUUAAAUUUAAUGGCAAAAAAGAAAAGUGCAGAAUAGAUGGUUACAGAAGGAUUUGAAGAAUAAAUUAAACUUAAUUCUGAUGAAUUAAAUGGAAAUGUAAAAUAUGAAUGGUUUGAUUUUCAUCAUGAAUGUAAAAAUAAUGAUUUUUCAUAAUCUAAUCCAUUAAUAAGAAAAUUAUUAGAACAUAUUAAAAAUUUUGGAUUUUAUUUAGAAGAUUUAAAAACAAAAAAAGUUUUAUCUGUUUAACAUGGAAUAUUUAGAACUAAUUGUAUGGAUUGUCUUGAUAGAACUAAUUUUAUAUAAACAAAAAUAGCUAUGAGUGUAUUUGAUUUAUCAACUAAAUAAUUAGGAGUAGAUUUCUAAAAUUUAUUAAAAAUGUCACCUAUUGAAGCAUUAGAUGAAGAUUCUAGCAAAAUUACUAAUUAUUUUAUAUAAUAUUUUAAAAAUAUAUGGGCAGAUAAUGGUGAUAUGUUAUCAAUAUAAUAUACAGGAACUGGAUCUACACAUACAAAUAUUACUAGAACUGGAUAAAGAGAUAUUACAGGUACUUUAGAUCAUGGUAGUAAAUCAUUAUGGAGAUUUCUUUAUUAAAAUUUUGGUGAUAAUGAUAAAUAAGAGACAAUUGAUAUAUUAUUAGGUAAUCAUGCUGAUAUUACUGCAUCUUAUAGUAAAUAAAUAGAUUAAAAAUUAAAAUCAAGAUUUUAAGAAUUUUGUAGUUUUUCUGAACGUUCUAUUUUAGUGGUUACUUGGAAUGUAGGUGGAUAAAGAGUUCCAUAAUCUUAUGAUUUAAAUAAAUAAAUUAUUGAUUAUUCUGCUGAUAUUAUAGUAAUUGGAUUAUAAGAAAUGGUUACAUCUGGAACUGGUUUAGUUGUUGGAUCAUCUUCAUAUUUAUAAGAUUGGGAUAAAUUGAUUGCUAAUAAUUUAAGAUAAAGAGAUAAAUAUAUCUAUAUUAAAUCAAAAGAAUUAUUAGGAAUGGGUUUAUUUAUUUAUGCAAAGGAAAGAUUUUAAGAUAGAAUAACUAAAGUUAGUUAUGAUACAAUUAAACUUGGUUUCUUGGGUUAAAUUGCUAAUAAAGGUGCAGUAGUAAUUAAAAUGUUAAUUGAUGAUACUUUGAUGUGUUUUAUUAAUUGUCAUUUAGAACAUGGAUAGAAAAGUUUAUCUACUAGAUUAUAGAGUCUAAAAGAUAUACAUUAAAAUAUUUUUAAUUAAAUAGGUAUAGGAAAAAAGAAAGAAGAGAAAAUUGAAUAAUGUGAUUAUAGAAUCUUAUUUGGUGAUUUAAAUUUUAGAAUCAAUUUAGAAGCAGAAUAAGUAAUUACAUCUACUCAAAGACAUAAAUUAUUUAUAGAAUAAAGUAGAAUACAUGAAUCAAAAGAAAUACUUUAGUAUAUAUAAUUAAUUAUAAUAUAGAUAAUUAUAAAAAUAUGAUGAAAUAAUAAUUAAUAGAGAAUAAAAUUAAUAUCUAAAAUAAUAUAAAGAAGCUGAAAUUAAUUUUCUACCUACAUAUAAAUUUGAACCAUAUUCAAAUACAUAUGAUAAAUUAAGAACUCCAUCUUGGACUGAUAGAAUUUUAAUUGGAUAAAAUGAACAUUGUGAACAUAAAUACCAAAAUUAUAAAUCUCAUGAUAUCAAUUAUAGUGAUCAUAGACCAGUUAGUGCUUUAAUUAAUGUUAAAACUAGAAAGGAAAUUGCAGAAAAAAAAGCAGAUGUUAUUUCAUCAAUUUAUAAAACUGAAUCAUGA